Molecule: messenger RNA, 924 nt
Organism: Sporothrix brasiliensis 5110
Lineage: Eukaryota; Fungi; Ascomycota; Sordariomycetes; Ophiostomatales; Ophiostomataceae
Product: protein phosphatase 1, catalytic subunit
Exons: 3
Coding region: 1-924 (307 amino acids)
Cellular component (GO): nucleus; cytoplasm
Molecular function (GO): protein serine/threonine phosphatase activity
Source: RefSeq, a predicted model, not a curated record
AUGGCCGACCAGCAACACGAGGUCGACCUCGACUCCAUCAUCGACCGACUUCUCGAGGUCCGCGGUAGCCGCCCUGGCAAGCAGGUUCAGCUUCUGGAAGGCGAGAUCCGCUUCCUGUGCACCAAAGCGCGCGAGAUUUUUAUCUCGCAGCCCAUCCUCCUCGAGCUGGAGGCGCCGAUCAAGAUCUGCGGCGAUAUCCACGGGCAGUACUACGAUCUCCUGCGCUUGUUCGAGUAUGGUGGUUUCCCUCCUGAGGCGAACUACCUUUUCCUGGGUGACUACGUCGACCGUGGCAAGCAGUCCCUCGAGACCAUCUGCCUCCUGCUUGCGUACAAGAUCAAGUACCCCGAGAACUUCUUCAUCCUGCGUGGCAACCACGAGUGCGCUUCUAUUAACCGUAUCUACGGUUUCUACGACGAGUGCAAGCGCCGCUAUAACAUCAAGCUGUGGAAGACCUUCACCGACUGCUUCAACUGCCUUCCCAUUGCCGCUAUCAUUGACGAGAAGAUCUUCACCAUGCACGGUGGUCUCAGCCCUGACCUGAACUCCAUGGAGCAGAUCCGGCGUGUUAUGCGCCCCACGGAUAUCCCGGAUUGCGGUCUGCUGUGCGAUCUUCUGUGGUCCGACCCCGACAAGGAUAUCACGGGUUGGAGCGAAAACGACCGCGGUGUCUCGUUCACCUUUGGACCUGACGUCGUGUCGAGGUUUUUGCAGAAGCACGACAUGGACCUGAUCUGUCGUGCUCACCAGGUCGUCGAGGACGGCUACGAGUUCUUCUCGAAGCGCCAGCUCGUCACGCUGUUCAGUGCCCCUAACUACUGCGGCGAGUUCGACAACGCCGGUGCCAUGAUGAGCGUAGACGAGAGCCUGCUCUGCUCGUUCCAGAUCCUCAAGCCGGCCGAGAAGAAGCAGAAGUAUGGCUGA